This is a messenger RNA of Thalassophryne amazonica, 1742 nucleotides long. RefSeq names its product NDRG family member 4 (gene ndrg4). Gene Ontology annotation, cellular component: cytoplasm. The transcript has 18 exons. Gene Ontology annotation, biological process: signal transduction; positive regulation of ERK1 and ERK2 cascade; brain development. The coding region runs from base 180 to 1493 and encodes 437 amino acids. The record is from RefSeq and is a predicted model, not a curated record. NCBI's taxonomy places the organism in Eukaryota, Metazoa, Chordata, Actinopteri, Batrachoidiformes, Batrachoididae.
GUGCUCUCUGUCAUCACAAGGACAGAGAGAGAGAGAGAGUUAGAGAGAGAGAGAGACUGUGCCUGUUUCUCAUUCCAUUCGUACACCCCCCCCCCACACACACACACACACACUGUCUGCUUUGACUGUUUCUGCAGCGACUGGAGAAGCCGUGACGUGACCACAGGUUGCUGUCGAGGAUGGCGGGGAUGAAGGAGCAGCAGUUCACCGAGGAGAAGCCCCUGCUGCCGGAGCAGAGAGGAGCAGAUUCAGACAUGCAGGAUAAAGGAGAGGAGGCAUCAGGGGGGAACCCCUGCCCUGCCAGCCCCGAACCCCUUAACAACCCCCCUCCCCCCAGCCGCACCACUCACCGCUGGCACGUCAUUGCGCGGCACUGGCUCCGCCAGACUCGCCGUCGGACCGGCGGGGUCCUCCCGGAAAGCUGUGAGCAGCUGAUGCCGGCAGGAGAUUGGAAGGAACAUGAUGUUGAGACCCCUCAUGGAAUGCUGCACGUGGUGAUCCGCGGAGCACCCAAAGGAAACAAACCUGCCAUCCUUACCUACCACGACGUGGGACUGAACCACAAGCUGUGCUUCAAUGCAUUCUUCAAUAAUGACGAUAUGCAGGAGAUCACAAAGCACUUUGUGGUUUGCCAUGUCGACGCCCCAGGGCAGCAGGUCGGAGCGCCACAGUUCCCACAGGGGUACCAGUACCCGACCAUGGACCAGCUGGCCGGGAUGCUGUCCACCGUGGUUCAGCAGUUUGAAUUCAAGAGCAUCGUUGGGAUCGGUGUUGGUGCUGGAGCCUAUAUUCUGGCUAAGUUUGCUCUGAUGUUCCCUGAUCUGGUGGAGGGUUUGGUUUUGCUCAACAUCGACCCCAACGGCAAAGGCUGGAUUGACUGGGCGGCCUCUAAGCUCUCAGGUUUGACGAGCACUUUGCCAGAUACCAUGCUGCCGCACCUUUUCAGCCAGGACGAGCUGAUGAGCAACACAGACCUGGUGCAGAGCUACCGACAACAGAUCUCCAACACUAUCAAUCACUUUAACCUACACCUUUUCUGGAAUAUGUACAACAGUCGGAGGGACUUAGAGAUGAACCGCGGUGGGUCCGUGCUCAACGCUAAAACCCUGAAGUGUCCCGUGAUGCUGGUUGUGGGAGACAACGCCCCUGCUGAAGAAGGAGUGGUUGAAUGCAACUCCAAACUAGACCCAACAAAUACCACCUUCCUAAAGAUGGCUGAUUCUGGUGGACUUCCUCAGCUCACACAGCCUGGAAAGCUGACUGAAGCCUUCAAGUACUUCUUACAGGGAAUGGGCUACAUCGCUUAUGUGAAGGAUCGGAGGUUGAGUGGAGGGCCAGUGCCCUCCGCUAGUAUGACCCGCCUGGCUCGCUCCAGGACGGCCUCCCUGACCAGCGCCAGCUCUGCAGAAGGGUCCCGCUCUCGGGCCUGCACCCACUCCGACAGCACCGAGGCGGUCGGCACGGUCACCCACACCAUGGAGGUGUCCUGCUGAGAAAACGGCCUGCUGUGGAAAGAGGGAAUAACAGGAGGAGGGAUGGACAGAGAGAGAGGAAGGAUGAAGGGGAGAAAGGGAGUGGUAUGAGGGAAGGAUGAAGGUGGGAGAGUAGGUGGGGCAACAGUGAAGCUAGCUCUCUGUUUUCAUCCAUCUCCUCCUGAUCCCUUUGCCAUUUUCUUCCCUAAUCCGCUGUAAAAUUCCGUAUGUAUUCCUACUAAAUGACACCUUUAAAUAUCCACCUCGGCU